Sceloporus undulatus (fence lizard) is the source of this 1884-nucleotide messenger RNA. Its product is annotated as protein PRR14L-like. The transcript has 3 exons. NCBI's taxonomy places the organism in Eukaryota, Metazoa, Chordata, Lepidosauria, Squamata, Phrynosomatidae. The record is from RefSeq and is a predicted model, not a curated record. The annotation marks the transcript as partial.
UCGGUCAUCCCUGAAGUUGAGGCACCUCUGGAUGAGACAUCGAAGGGUCAGUUGGUCAUCCCUGAAGUUGAGGCAACUCUGGACGAGCCAUUGAUGGAUCAGUCGGUCAUCCCUGAAGUUGAGGCACCUCUGGACGAUCCAUUGAUGGGUCAGUUGGUCAUCCCUGAAGUUGAGCCAUUGAUGGGUCAGUUGGUCAUCCCUGAAAUUCAGCCAUCAAUGGGUCAGUCGGUCAUCCCUGAAGUAGAGGCACCUCUGGACGAGCCAUCAAUGGGUCAGUCGGUCAUCCCUCAAGUUGAGGCACCUCUGGACAAGCCAUUGAUGGGUCAGUCGGUCAUCCCUCAAGUUGAGCCAUCGAUGGGUCAGUCGGUCAUCCCUGAAGUUGAGCCAUUGAUGGGUCAGUUGGUCAUCCCUGAAGUUGAUCCAUCGAUGGGUCAGUUGAUCAUCCUAGAUGUUCAGCCACUGGUCGAUAAGCCAUUGGUCAGGCAGUCAGUCAUCCCUCAAGUUGAGCCAUUGAUGGGUCAGUUGGUCAUCCUAGAUGUUCAGCCACCGGUGGACAAGCCAUUGGUCAGUCAGUCGGUCAUCCCCGAAGUUGAGCCAAAACGCUCUUUGAAAGGGAGGCGGACCUUUGAAAUUGGACGCCAUUUUAGAGGCGCUUCCCUUCGGACGGUGCCAAAAAACGUGCAGCGGAGCCCUGCUUCGCGGAGCACAGCAGACGAUAUGGAAAACGGCGUCAUGUGCAGCAGUUCGGUGCAACCGAAGAGAUUCAGGGUGGGGCGUGCCAAAGAGUCCGCCAUCUUGAGGGAGAUGUCUUCGCUAGCUUCGGACAGACUGUUUGAGCCUGCGAGAAAUGCUGCGCCGCUCUCAAAUCGCGCCGGGCCGGAGAAAUACGGAAACAAAAUGGUACCGAAAACAUUCUUUUCCACGGCGGCGAAGUUGCGCCCCCUUUGGAUUGACGCGAACAGCGGCGGCGUCUUCGAGAAGUUUACCUCGCCGUCCUGGAUUUACUUGCUAGAAUCGGCUGCCAUUUCCGUUUUCGGGAUCAGCAGGAAGACCAACUUCACUUUCGGGUCCAUCGCCGCCAUGGCGCCGUACAACACGAAAACCGUUUCCACGAAGUCGCCGUGGAGUGUUGCGUACGGUUCGACGUGGAGGGACAUGCGUGUGCGACCACCUUGCGAGUUUCCGUUCCACGUCGCGCCGCUUUGCGCCGAUCUGGACGCGGUGAAGGACGGAAGGUGCGCCAUCGCUCGCCACCACGCGUUGGGACUCCAGACCGUAAUGGCAUUGCUUUUCCCGGGCUGCUGGCGCCUCUUGGCGAGGAAACGGCGUCAACCGAAAAGAUUCGUGUCUGUCCGGAGACUCACCUUCCUCCGAUUUGACGGGGCUUCAAAGGACGCAGAUCCCUCGGUGCAAUUUUUCACAUCUUUGCAUUCGGCGUUCGACGCAGAUUUGCCGCUGUGGGACCGUCUCGACCCUCGUUCCAUGCCUCCUUCCGAAAUCUGCGCAGAUUCGGCGACUGUGACCGCAAAGCAACCGACGCCGCGGCGUGGUUUCGCACUCCAUAACAGGUGGGGAAUUCACUUUUGCGCCUCGUUGCCGACCUCCCCCUUGAUUCGCGAAUCGGCGCGGUCCCGCCUCCGACUUUCACCUCCUGAAUUUCCGCAGCGUCCGUCAGACAAACCGGACGCCGCCAUCCCCGCGUUCCCGGAGAGCGACGACACCCCGCGCCAAGAAGCUGAAUCGGAGGAGAAGAAGCCAAAGAGAGUCUCCCAGAUCCGGAUUCGAAAGACGGUACCGAAGCCGGACCCAAACCUCACCCCUAUGGGGCUCCCCAGGCCGAAAAGGUGCGCGGUCCGCCAUUUUGGCAUGGAAAUAGUAACUGAU